AGGAGACUCAAAUAGGAACAGAGAUAGUGUGGGGAAUAGAGAAGUCAAAUGGAGAAUAAGAGGAAGUGAUAACUGAAUAGGGGCAGUAAGCAGAAAAGAGGAGCUACAUUGAGGAGAAUGGAGAGUUUAAAGUAGGUAUGGAGGGGAGGAGACUGAUAGGCAGGAACGGAGACCCCCUCUGGAGGCGGAAAGAGGCAGGACCACUUCCGGCCAGGGAGCGGGGUUAGGCUCAGACCUAAGGAGAGGCUUGGAGAGAGCAGACGCCUUCUCGAUUCAGGAAGACGAGGCUCAGCUGUUACUCGGCCUCCCAGAAAGAUGGAUAGGCGAAAUGACUACGGAUAUAGGUUGCCUCCAUUUCAGGGCCCUCUGCCUCCCCCUGGGAGCCUGGGGCUUCCCUUCCCUCCAGAUAUACAGACUGAGACCACAGAAGAGGACAGUGUCUUGCUGAUGCAUACCCUGUUGGCGGCAACCAAGGACCCCCUGGCCAUGGACCCACCAGUUGUCAACCGGCCUAAGAAAAGCAAGACCAAGAAGGCCCCUAUAAAGGCUAUUACUAAGGCCGCACCUGCUGCCCCUCCAGUCCCAACUGCCAGUGAGAUUGCCACCAAGCAGCCCAAAAUAACUUUGCAGGCUUUAAACCUGCCAGUCAUCACCCAGAUUAGCCAGGCUUCACCUACCACUGAGGUAGCCAAUACUCAGGCUUCUUCAGUCACUUCUCAGUCUAAGAAAGCCAACAAGAUGAAGAGAGUUACUGCCAAGUCAGCCCAAGGCUCCCAAUCCCCAGCUGGCUAUGAGGGUGUCACUACACAGCUCAAGUCACCCUUGCAGGUCCUAAACCUACCAGUCAUCUCACAGAAUAUUCACGUUCCAAUUGCCAAUGAGUCAGCCAGUUCCCAGGCCUUGAUAACCUCUAUCAAACCGAAGAAAGCUUUCAAGGCUAAGAAGGUUGCGAAUAAGGCCAUAGCUAGUGCCACCGAGGUCUCACUGGCUGCAAAUGCCACACAUACAGCUAUCACCCAAGGCCAAAUUACCAGUGAGACAGCCAGUAUCCAUACCACAGCAGCCUCCAUCCGAACCAAGAAAGCCUCCAAAGCCAAGAAGACAACUGCUAAGGUCAUAAAUACUGACACUGAGCAUGCAGAAGCUCGAAAUGUCACUGAGGCAGCUACCAGGCAGAUUGAGGCCUCAGUAGUAGCUAUCAGGUCCAAAAAGUCCAAGGGCAAGAAAGCUGCCAGUAGGGGCCCAAAUUCUCUUUCUGAGAUCUCGGAAGCCCCACUUGCCACUCAAAUGGUCACAAAUCAAGCCCUAGCAGCCACCCUGCGGGUCAAGAGAGGGUCUAGGGCUCGGAAGGCUGCCACUAAGUCUCGGGCAACUGAAAGCCAGACUCCAGUUGCUGACCAAGGGUCCCAGGCCAAGAUGGCCACUGCUCAGACCAACGUAAGUGCCCUUCAGACUCAGGUUGCUGCUGCUGUCCAGGCCCUGGCAGAUGACUGCCUGGCUCAGUUGAGUCUGGAGCCCACAACCAGGACCCGGGGCAAGAGAAACCGAAAGUCCAAGCAUCUGAAUGGGGAUGAGAGAAGUGGCAGUAAUUACAGGCGGAUCCCAUGGGGCUGGAGGCCUGCGCCACCACGAGAUGUGGCCAUUUUACAAGAAAGGGCUAAUAAGUUGGUGAAAUACCUGUUGGUUAAGGACCAGACAAAGAUCCCCAUCAAGCGCUCAGACAUGCUGAGGGAUGUCAUCCAAGAAUAUGACGAAUAUUUCCCAGAAAUCAUUGAACGAGCAAGCUACGCUCUGGAGAAGAUGUUUCGAGUCAAUCUGAAAGAAAUUGAUAAGCAAAGUAGCUUGUAUAUUCUCAUCAGCACUCAGGAAUCCUCUGCAGGCAUACUGGGAACGACCAAGGACACACCCAAGCUGGGUCUCCUCAUGGUGAUUCUGAGUGUCAUUUUUAUGAAUGGCAACAAGGCCAGUGAGGCUGUCAUCUGGGAGGUGCUGCGCAAGUUGGGGCUGCGCCCUGGGGUGAGACAUUCACUCUUUGGGGAAGUGAGGAAGCUCAUCACAGACGAGUUUGUGAAGCAGAAGUACCUGGAAUACAAGAGGGUCCCUAACAGCAGACCACCUGAAUAUGAGUUCUUCUGGGGCUUGCGCUCCUACCAUGAGACUAGCAAGAUGAAAGUCCUCAAGUUUGCAUGCAAGGUGCAGAAGAAAGACCCCAAGGACUGGGCUGUGCAGUACCGCGAGGCAGUGGAGAUGGAAGUCCAAGCUGCAGCUGUGGCUGUGGCUGAGGCUGAAGCCAGGGCUGAGGCAAGAGCCCAAAUGGGGAUUGGAGAGGAAGCUGUGGCUGGGCCCUGGAAUUGGGAUGACAUGGAUAUCGACUGCCUAACAAGGGAAGAGUUAGGCGAUGAUGCUCAGACCUGGAGCAGAUUUUCAUUUGAAAUUGAGGCGAGAACCCAAGAAAAUGCAGAUGCCAGCACCAACGUCAACUUCAGCAGAGGAGCUAGUACCAGGGCUGGCUUCAGCGAUGGUGCUAGUAUUAGCUUCAAUGGUGCACCCAGCUCCAGUGGUGGCUUCAGUGGUGGACCUGGCAUUACCUUUGGUGGUGCACCCAGCACCAGUGCCAGCUUCAGCAGUACAGCCAGCAUUAGCUUUGGUGGCACAGUGAACACUAGCUCCAGCUUCAGCAAUGCAGCCAGCAUUAGCUUUGGUGGUGCACCCAGCACCAGCACUAGUUUCAGCAGUGAAGCUAGCAUUAGCUUUGGUGGCAUGCCUUGUACCAGUGCCAGCUUUAGUGGUGGAGUCAGCUCUGGUUUUAGUGGCCCACUCAGCACCAGUGCCACUUUCAGUGGUGGAACCAACUCUGGCUUUGGAGGCAUACUCAGCACCACUGCUGGCUUUAGUGGUGUACUCAGCACCAGCACCGGCUUUGGCAGUGCACCCACAACGAGCACAGUCUUCAGUAGUGCGCUUAGCACCAGCGCUGGCUUUGGAGGCACACUCAGCACCAGUGUCUGCUUUGGUGGCUCUCCCAGCUCCAGUGGUAGCUUUGGUGGUACACUCAGUACCAGUAUCUGCUUUGAUGGCUCUCCCUGUACCAGUACUGGCUUUGGAGGCACACUCAGUACCAGUGUCUCCUUUGGUGGCUCUUCUAGCACCAGUGCCAAUUUUGGUGGUACAGUAAGCACCAGCAUCUGCUUUGAUGGCUCUCCCAGCACUGGUGCUGGCUUUGGUGGUGCUCUCAACACCACUGCCAGCUUUGGUGGUGCGCUCAACACCAGUGCUGCUGGUUUUGGUGGUGCUAUGAGCACCUGUGCUGAUUUUGGCGGUACACUCAGCACCAAUGUCUGCUUUGGUGGCUCUCCCUGCACCAGUGUCAGCUUUGGCGGUGCACUCAACACCAAUGCUGGUUUUGGUGGUGCUAUCAGCACCAGUACUGACUUUGGUGGUAUACUAAGCACCAGUGUCUGUUUUGGUGGCUCUCCCAGCACCAGUGCUGGCUUUGGUGGUGCACUCAACACCAAUGCCAGCUUUGGCUGUGCCGUCAGCACCGGUGCCGGCUUCAGUGGUGCUGUCAGCACCAGUGCCGGCUUCAGUGGUGCACCCAGCGCCAACUCUGGCUUUGGUGGUGCAUUCAGCACCAGUGCUGGCUUCAGUGGGGCACUUAGUACCGCUACUGACUUUGGUGGUACUCCCAGCAACAGCAUUGGCUUUGGUGCUGCUCCCAGCACCAGUGUCAGCUUUGGUGGUGCUCACAGCACCAGUCUCUGUUUUGGUGGAGCUCCCAGCACCAGCCUUUGCUUUGGCAGUGCAUCUAAUACUAACCUAUGCUUUGGUGGCCCUCCUAGCACCAGUGCCUGCUUUAGUGGUGCUACCAGCCCUAGUUUUGGUGAUGGACCCAGCACCAGUACCGGCUUCAGCUUUGGCAACGGGUUAAGCACCAGUGCUGGAUUUGGUGGCGGACUGAGCACCAGUGCUGGAUUUGGUGGUGGACUGAGCACCAGUGCUGGCUUUGUUGGUGGCCUAGGCACCAGCACUGGCUUUGGUGGUGGACUGAGCACCAGUGCUGGCUUCAGUGGCGGCCUUAGCACCAGUUCUGGCCUUGAUGGUGGGCUAGGUACCAGUGCUGGCUUCGGUGGAGGACCAGGCACCAGCACUGGCUUUGGUGGUGGACUGGGCACCAGCGCUGGCUUCAGUGGCGGACUAGGCACCAGUGCUGGCUUUGGUGGUGGACUGGUCACUAGUGGUGCCUUUGGUGGUGGACUGGGCACCAAUUCUAGUUUCGGCAGCACACUUGGCACCGGUGCUGGCUUUAGUGGUGGCCUCAGCACCAGCGAUGGCUUUGGCAGUAGGCCUAAUGCCAGCUUCGACAGAGGACUGAGUACCAUCAUUGGCUUUGGCAGUGGUUCCAACACCAGCACCGGCUUUACUGGCGAACCCAGCACCAGCACGGGCUUCAAUAGUGGACCCAGUUCUAUUGUUGGCUUCAGUGGUGGACCAAGCACUGGUGUUGGCUUCUGCAAUGGACCAAGCACCAGUGGCUUCAGCGGUGGACCGAGCACGGGAGCUGGCUUCGGCGGUGGACCAAACACUGGUGCUGGCUUUGGUGGUGGACCAAGCACCAGUGUUGGCUUUGGCAGUGGAGCCGCCAGCCUUGGUGCCUGUGGCUUCUCCUAUGGCUAGUGAGAUUUCAGAUUUAUUCCCCACGUUUACAGAUACCGCUAAUAAACUGCAGUAGUCCUUCCCAUGGAGCCAAAGUACAUCCUUGGAAUCUUUGUCCACACAGCAGUCUAAGCAGCUACAACCAAUCAGCUGAGGGUGUCACAUGAUGAAAAAAUCUGUUUGCUGUUCCUGCUUUAUUGUUUGCUUUCUGUGUGCUGUCAUAUUUUGGUAUCAGAGUUACAUUAAAUUUGCAACAUGAA
Molecule: messenger RNA, 4913 nt
Organism: Saimiri boliviensis boliviensis (Bolivian squirrel monkey)
Lineage: Eukaryota; Metazoa; Chordata; Mammalia; Primates; Cebidae
Gene: TRO
Product: trophinin
Biological process (GO): negative regulation of transcription by RNA polymerase II
Cellular component (GO): nucleus
Source: RefSeq, a predicted model, not a curated record